CUGGGGGGGUGGGGGGAAGGCGGCGGGGCCGGAAUGUGAGCGGAGGUGGAGCUGGUGGCAGAGGGUGGAAGAAUGAAAGACAAGAAAGAUGAAAGAAUGUUGAACCACUUUGUAGGGCUGUAUGAUGGAAGGAAACGGAACUGAGAACUCCUGCAGCAGAACUCUUGGAUGGCUUCAACAAGAUAAUGACGCUAAGCCAUGGCUUUGGAAAUUCUCUAAUUGCUUUUCUCGUCCUGAGCAAGCAUUGCCACUUAGUCCCCAAACGAAAGAGUACAUGGAGAACAAGAAAGUUGCUGUGGAAUUAAAGGAUGUACCAUCUCCCCUUCAUGCUGGCUCUAAACUUUUUCCAGCAGUCCCACUUCCUGAUAUUCAUUCUCUUCAGCAACCUAAAAUACAGCUUUCAACCGUCCCCAAAGUAAGCUGCUGUGCUCAUUGCCCCAAUGAACCCUCCACUUCGCCAAUGCAUUUUGGUGGUGGUGGUGGCGGCGGUAGUGCAGGUACUGGUAGCUUGAUUCACACGGGCGCACUGUUAGACUCUCAAAGCACCAGGACAGUCACAUGUCAGGUAGGCUCAGGGUUUGCGUUCCAGUCGGCAUCUUCCCUGCAGAAUGCCUCAGCUAGGAACACGUUGGCAGGCAUGGCAAGUGACUUUCCCAGCAUGUGUCCAGAGAGUAAUCUGUCCUCCUGCAGACACCUGCCCUGUUGUGGAAAACUCCAUUUCCAGUCGUGUCACGGGAACAUGCACAAGCUGCACGUUCCGACUCUCCAGGGCUGCACCUCCGCUGGCUAUUUUCCCUGUUCUGAUUUCACAAGUGGGGCUCCAGGGCAUUUGGAAGAGCACAUUUCACAGUCGGAGCUAACGCCUCACUUGUGCACCAACUCUUUGCACCUAAAUGUGGUACCUCCGGUUUGUUUAAAGGGCUCCCUUUACUGCGAAGACUGUCUAAACAAGCCGGCAAGAAAUAGUAUAAUUGAUGCUGCUAAAGUCUGGCCAAAUAUACCACCUCCAAAUACUCAACCUGCACCUCUUGCUAUCCCUCUGUGUAAUGGCUGUGGAACCAAAGGAACAGGGAAGGAGACCACGUUGUUAUUGGCGACCAGUCUAGGCAAAGCUGCUUCGAAAUUUGGGUCACCGGAAGUUGCAGUAGCCGGACAGGUGCUAGAAAACUUACCCCCCAUCGGAGUUUUUUGGGAUAUUGAAAAUUGCUCAGUUCCCUCUGGCCGGUCAGCUACUGCCGUUGUGCAAAGAAUCCGUGAAAAAUUUUUUAAAGGACACAGAGAAGCAGAAUUCAUCUGUGUGUGUGACAUCAGUAAAGAAAAUAAAGAAGUUAUUCAAGAGCUGAAUAACUGCCAGGUAACUGUUGCCCAUAUCAAUGCUACUGCAAAGAAUGCUGCCGAUGAUAAACUCCGGCAGAGUCUCCGAAGGUUUGCGAACACUCACACUGCUCCAGCCACUGUGGUUCUUGUGUCAACUGAUGUCAACUUUGCAUUGGAACUUAGUGAUCUAAGACACAGGCAUGGUUUCCACAUAAUUUUGGUCCAUAAAAACCAAGCCUCAGAAGCACUGCUGCACCAUGCUAACGAACUAAUCAGAUUUGAAGAGUUCAUUUCUGACUUGCCCCCCAGGUUACCACUAAAAAUGCCACAGUGCCACACUCUGCUCUAUGUUUAUAACCUACCAGCAAAUAAAGAUGGCAAGAGCAUCAGUAACAGGCUCCGACGCCUGUCCGAUAAUUGUGGUGGCAAAGUGCUGAGUAUCACAGGCUGCAGUGCCAUCCUCCGCUUCAUAAACCAAGAUAGUGCAGAACGGGCUCAGAAGCGAAUGGAAAAUGAAGAUGUCUUUGGUAAUAGGAUCAUUGUGUCAUUUACUCCAAAAAGUAGAGAACUCUGUGAAACAAAGAGUUCAAAUGCAAUUACUGAUAAAGUGAAGUCUCCCAAAAAGCUUAAGAAUCCAAAAUUGUGCCUCAUCAAAGAUGCGAGUGAACAAUCUUCCAGUGCCAAAGCCAUGCCUGGAAAAGGGUCACAGGCAAAUUCUGGAUCUGCUACAAAAAAUACAAAUGUUAAAAGUUUACAGGAGCUGUGCCGCCUGGAGUCAAAGUCUGGUAGUAGAAACGGUGAGCACCAGCACGGUAACAUGAGGCUGGUGGCAGCCCCUCAUGGGAACGCCAGCGCUGCAGGGCCGGCGUCCAAACACCUGGGGAUGGCAGAGUCACUUUACAAAAGCAAUCAGAAAAAGGAGAACCUCAGUGCUCGAAGUGUUAGCAGUUCCCCUGUAGAGAAAAAAGAUAAAGAGGAGACAGUAUUUCAAGUGAGUUACCCAUCUGCUUUUAGCAAGUUGAUUGCUUCAAGGCAAGUUGGUCCUCUGCUCGCACCUCAGUCUUGGUCUUCCAGAGCAUCCCCACUAGCUUUCAAUGUUGCAAAUUCGAGCAACGGAAACGACUACCCAGACCCUUUUGCGAAUGGUGCUGACAUCCAGGUCAGCAACAUAGACUACAGAUUAUCCCGGAAGGAGCUGCUGCAGCUCCUGCAGGACGCGUUUUCCAGGCAUGGCAAGGUGAAGAGUGUUGAGCUCAGCCCCCACACAGACUAUCAGCUCAAGGCUGUUGUUCAGAUGGAAAACUUACAAGAAGCAAUCAGUGCAGUGAACAGCCUCCACAGAUACAAAAUUGGCAGCAAGAAGAUCCUGGUCUCACUGGCCACAGGAGCUGCUAAUAAAUCACUUUCUUUACUGAGUGCUGAAACAAUGUCUAUUCUUCAAGACGCUCCUGCCUGUUGCUUGCCUCUUUUUAAAUUUACAGAUAUCUAUGAGAAAAAGUUUGGACACAAGCUGAAUGUGUCAGAUCUAUAUAAGUUAACAGACACAGUCGCAAUCCGCGAACAAGGAAACGGACGGCUGGUGUGUCUCUUACCCAGCAGUCAAGCCCGCCAGAGCCCCUUGGGAUCUUCCCAGUCACAUGAUGGCUCCUCCACAAAUUGCAGCCCAAUUAUAUUUGAAGAGUUGGAGUACCACGAGCCUGUCUGCAGGCAGCAUUGUUCCAAUAAGGAUUUCAGUGAACAUGAAUUUGAUCCAGACUCCUACAAGAUUCCCUUUGUGAUUCUCUCUCUGAAGACAUUUGCGCCCCAGGUCCAUAGUCUUCUCCAGACCCACGAGGGCACUGUGCCUUUGUUAAGCUUUCCUGAUUGUUAUGCUGCCGAGUUUGGUGGUCUAGAAGUAGUGCAAGAAGGCCAUGGAGGUGUUCCCUUGGAACACUUCAUCACUUGCAUUCCUGGUGUGAACAUCACCACUGCUCAGAAUGGUGUCAAGGUUGUGAAGUGGAUUCACAACAAGCCUCCACCUCCCAACACAGAUCCUUGGCUUCUUCGUUCUAAAAGUCCUGUAGGUAACCCUCAGCUGAUCCAGUUCAGUCGAGAAGUGAUUGAUUUACUGAAGAACCAGCCAUCUUGUGUCAUACCAAUCAGUAAUUUCAUCCCAUCCUAUCACCAUCAUUUUGCAAAACAGUGCCGAGUGUCAGACUAUGGGUAUUCCAAGCUGAUUGAGUUAUUAGAAGCAGUGCCCCAUGUGUUGCAGAUUCUCGGCAUGGGCUCUAAGCGUUUGCUGACCCUGACCCACAGAGCCCAGGUGAAGCGCUUUACUCAGGAUUUACUGAAACUCCUCAAAUCCCAGGCCAGCAAACAGGUCGUUGUGAGAGAAUUCUCCCAGGCUUAUCAUUGGUGUUUCUCAAAGGACUGGGAUGUCACUGAAUAUGGUGUUUGUGAGUUGAUCGAUAUCAUAUCAGAGAUUCCAGACACAACCAUCUGCCUGUCCCAACAAGAUAACGAAAUGGUGAUUUGUAUUCCCAAAAGAGAACGCACUCAGGAUGAAAUAGAAAGGACAAAACAGUUCUCCAAGGAUGUUGUUGACUUGCUGCGGCACCAGCCCCACUUCCGGAUGCCCUUCAAUAAGUUUAUCCCCUCUUACCACCACCACUUUGGCCGCCAGUGCAAACUUGCCUACUACGGCUUUACCAAGCUACUUGAACUUUUUGAAGCCAUACCUGAUAUUUUACAAGUAUUAGAAUGUGGAGAAGAGAAAAUCCUCACUUUGACAGAAGUAGAACGGUUCAAAGCUCUAGCUGCCCAGUUUGUUAAACUCCUUCGGUCCCAAAAAGAUAACUGCCUUAUGAUGACAGAUCUGCUUACAGAAUACGCUAAAACUUUCGGUUACACGUUUCGUCUCCAAGACUAUGAUGUUAGUUCAGUUUCGGCUUUAACACAGAAACUCUGCCAUGUUGUAAAGGUUGCUGACAUGGAAUCUGGCAAACAGAUUCAGCUGAUCAACCGCAAGUCUCUGCGUUCUCUCACUGCCCAGUUGCUGGUCUUGCUGAUGUCUUGGGAAGGAACCUCAUAUCUCUCUGUUGAUGAGCUCAGGAGACACUAUGAAACUACCCACAGUACUCCGCUCAACCCCUGUGAGUAUGGAUUCAUGACCUUGACCGAACUUCUGAAGAGUCUGCCUUACUUAGUUGAGGUUUUUACUAAUGACAAGACAGAAGAAUGUGUGAAGCUCACCAGUCUGUAUUUGUUUGCAAAGAACGUGCGGUCUUUACUUCAUACUUACCACUACCAGCAGAUUUUCCUUCAUGAAUUUUCCAUGGCCUAUACCAAGUAUGUUGGUGAAACUCUGCAACCCAAGACCUAUGGCUAUAACAGUGUGGAAGAGCUCCUGGGAGCAAUCCCACAGGUGGUCUGGAUUAAAGGACAUGGUCAUAAGAGAAUUGUAGUGCUAAAAAAUGACAUGAAAAGCCGUCUGAGCUCACUUGGUCUUUCCCCUGCCAGCCAUGAAAACCGGCCUUCGGACAGUGAGCGGAUCCUGGAGGUGCCCGAGUCCUGCACAGCCUCGGAACUCCAGCUUGGAGCAGGGUCCAGCCAAACGGAGCAGGAGCUUCUCCGCUUGACCAGCACUUCCCCUGUCGACCUCCUGUGUGCUCCCGUGCCCUCCUGUUUGCCGUCCCCUCAGCUGAGACCAGAUCCUGUCAUCCUCCAGUCUGCGGAUCUCAUUCAGUUUGAGGAGCAGCCUCAGGACCCUCCUGAAAUUAUGAUUUUAAAGCAAGAAGAAAAAGUUGAAAUGCCAGAGCCAGUAGAGAAGGAAAAGCUGUCCUCUGACUCCAGCUCUCUGUGCGUCUCGGCAGCUGCCCCGGCGCCGCCCUGCCUCUCGGAAGCCCCAGAGUCACUGCUUAGCAAGGACCCUGUGGAAAGCCCGGCCAAAAAGCAACCUAAAAACAGAGUAAAAUUGGCAGCCAACUUCUCCUUUGCACCUAUAACCAAGCUUUAACUCUCAUGUUGAGCAUAGAAUUAGGAUGGGAAAUAUCUGUCUGAUUCUGCACACAAAAGUGGGUUCCAAAAACAUCCUCUUCUGGUUUAAAAAGAAACCUCCAGGAAGCCACUUAGUUCAUCUUUAGAUAUUUUCUUUCUUUCACAUUGACCACCUUUUGGGACUGAAAUUUCUUUUUUUUUUUUUUUUUUUCUGUUCAGUUAUUUGAAGAAACAUCUGACAUUUGCUAAAGAACCCUUACUAUAUUUUUCCAAAUUUUUCUUAACUAACGGUGUUCCCAAAGAAGAAAGCAGUGAGAACUCAGCAGGAAGUGGCUUUACUUCCAUUGAGCCACAUCAGUGAUCUCUCCAUAUGUAGCAUAAGAGUCUCUUAUCCUUUGCUUACUGAUAUUUCCAACAGUAUUAAUCAGAUGCAUGAAGUGUCUUUGAAACACAGCCUGUCCCGUGAGCCUGCGUGUUUGCGCACCAAAGCAGAAGGAUAGGCAAGGAGCUGAGGGUGUAUUUUCAGGUUGGAAUGUGAAAGUUCCUGGCCUCCAUGUGACUUGUAAGUGUGCCUUGUUUUUUAUUUAACUAUGUCUGUAGUUGACAAAUGUGGCUUCAUCACAGAUUUUUAAAAAUAUUUCCACUUCGGGGUUCCAUUUAGGAGCUUUCUAGAGAAUUCGAGCAUGUUCUAAGCUUCCCUUUAUGUUGAGUUCCAGUUUGAUAUGGAUUAGGUUAAGAAGAGGAAAUGGUCUUGGUGUCAUGAAUUUAAGGUCAGCGUGUGAAUUACAACACACAUCAUUGUGUGUCGAGAGGCAAUAUUGGGCAGUCAGUCUGAUUUUCUAAAAUAUGCAUCAAAUGCAUAAAUUACAAAUCAGAGCUGAGUGGUGAGAUGCUUCAGCAAGAGUGGUGGUAAUACUAUUUCCACUGGGCGGGGACAGGAAUUCUUUCGAAACAUAAUGAAGGCCAAGGUUGAUCAACUUAACCUUGUUUUGGUGAUUUUAAAGCUGGUUUUGGCAGCUGGGAAGCUUUACAUGUGAGUAUGUGUGUGUGUGUGUGUCAGCUCAGCAUCUUUUAACAGUGUCUGCCUGUACUCAUUACUUCUCGCUGUAGGAAGCAUGUUUGGUUUCUGUGGUGUCUGAUGUUGGCAUUUGGGAAAAGCCAGCCUUGGAGGGCACUGCCCUGUGGAAUGGCCUUCCUCUCUGGGUGCUUGGGGUGUCCGCUGAUGGGUGGCCUCUUGUCCGUCCUGGAGAAACCUGACAUUUACAAUGGAUUGUAUUUGUUGGGCAAAAAAGGCGGAUUCAUUCAUAGAGCAGAACGAACCUAUUGGCGCAAGGUCUUCCACUAGUUAGAUGGUUUCUUUUUGGGAAAUGUUUAUAUUUUGUAAUUUCUAGAAAGCCAGAAAAUGGGCUCUGAUUUUGUAGUCAGCAUUUUGAUAAAAUGCCACAAAAUAAGGGCUAUAGAGAGAUUUUUACGAGUUAGAUUUUUGUUCCCCGAAUCUUUUUAAAUGAAGCCAGUGAUUCUCCAACACAUGGCCCCAAUCAAGACGGAAGGACAACGGGAAAAACCUUCUGAUUAUUAUGGCACUCUGUGAAUCUUCCCGAAGGCAUUUCCUCUACAGACAUAGUGUUACAGGGAGUAAAAUGCAAAUGUGCAAUUUUUUAAGAAGCUUUUAAUGUAAUAAAGUUGGUGUUGAGCACAUCAGUGGCCUUAUUAGCUUUCAUAAGGCUGAGUUUGCACGCUUGGACUUCAGUUUCGCUAGCAUGAAAAGAAUUGUGGACUUGAAAAACACAGAGGUAUCAUUACAAGUCACUUGGAACAGUGUCAAAGAACAGGUUCUUUGGGCAACAGAUGAAAGAAACAAGUUGUGUGCUACCUAGUGAGUGUCUCUGUACCACUCACUGGAGUUGCCAGUUGCCUGGGACGUGGUUGUGACAGAUGCUGCUGUUGGAAGAAUGUGAGAGUGUGGCGGAAGCACGUUGUGAUCCUCAUGUAUUCCACAGCGGCCAGUCCAGUUACUAUCUAUUUUUUUAUCCAGAGGCUUAAUUAAAUGAUGUGACGGAAUGAUGUAUGAGCAUUGAGACAAUGAAGUUCUUUCUGGGUGGAAAGCUGUACCAGAUUCGAUUUAUCUGUUUAAAAAGACACAAGUUACCACCAAAACCCCCUUUCCCAUCUUGCACUGUUUGUUUUGGAUUGGGCUUGGGGGAGGACAUGUUUUUCUUAACUGUCUACUUUGUUUGAACACUUUUUUUGUGGUUCAAGUGCUGUUUUGUGUGUUGGGACCAAACAGUUGUCAAUAAACUUUACAAGCAAGCAUCGAA
Lepus europaeus (European hare) is the source of this 7610-nucleotide messenger RNA. RefSeq names its product meiosis regulator and mRNA stability factor 1 (gene MARF1). Gene Ontology annotation, cellular component: cytoplasm; peroxisome. Gene Ontology annotation, molecular function: mRNA base-pairing post-transcriptional repressor activity; CCR4-NOT complex binding; RNA nuclease activity. Gene Ontology annotation, biological process: post-transcriptional gene silencing. NCBI's taxonomy places the organism in Eukaryota, Metazoa, Chordata, Mammalia, Lagomorpha, Leporidae. The record is from RefSeq and is a predicted model, not a curated record. Bases 122 to 5311 code for a protein of 1729 amino acids. The transcript has 27 exons.